UGUGUAGAUUUGAAAACACUGUGUGGGAGGGGACAAAAGCGAGAUAAAAGACCUGCACGCACGUGAAAGACAUUCAUUUAUCACGCAGUGAGACCAUCGCUACAGUCAGACAUCAUGCUGGGACGGAUUGUUCUGUUAUUUUGCUUGGCAGCUUUGGCAUCCGCCGCUGUCAUCCGUGAUGGAUCUCAAGAGCCUAACUGCUCUCUUUACAACCUCCCCAUGUGCACACGAGAAUACAACCCUGUGUGUGGAACCGAUGGAAACACAUAUUCCAAUGAAUGCUCAUUGUGUCUUGAUAACGUGGAACUAAAGGUCAACAUAUUGAUCUCGAGGAAGGGUGAAUGCUGAGACAAAAGUCCACCUGUUUCUCUCCGGGACGUGGCAUGAGAGGGUGGCACAUUUAUCUCGGUUUUUGUUUUUAAAACAAAAUAAUUGGUUUUAAUAUUAACAAGUGUUUGUUUGAUUUUGACAUUGUAUGUCUGUCAUGUUUUGUUUUUAAAACAUGGAUCUAAUCCUUAAAUAAAGCCUUAUAUGAGUCA
Triplophysa dalaica is the source of this 539-nucleotide messenger RNA. Its product is annotated as trypsin inhibitor ClTI-1-like. Gene Ontology annotation, molecular function: serine-type endopeptidase inhibitor activity; protein binding. The transcript has 4 exons. NCBI's taxonomy places the organism in Eukaryota, Metazoa, Chordata, Actinopteri, Cypriniformes, Nemacheilidae. The coding region runs from base 115 to 348 and encodes 77 amino acids. The record is from RefSeq and is a predicted model, not a curated record.